AUGGCGCCGAAGAAGACGCCGAAGGGCAAGUCGGGCUUCUUCGGCGUGAAGCAGAAGCCCUCCGGUAACUGGGGAGUGGAGUUCUCCGAUGCCGGGAGGCGUUGGUGGGUCGGCACGUACCCCUCCGCCCAUGAGGCCGCGCGUGCCUACGACGUGACGGUGUGGCGUGCCGGGAGGCCUCGGGAGCACCUCAACUUCCCAGAGAUCGAGAGUCGGGUGGAAGCGGAGAUGCUUGUGCCGCAGGGCAUCAAGAUGAAGGAGAUCACGACGAAGAAGCCGUCGGUUGUCGUCAAUGCCGGCGAGACCGACGAGGAGGCGAUGGCAAGGUUUGCUCGGGAGCAUCCGGAGUACGUCCAGGCCGAGCUGGAGCACUACUGGAAGCGUGAGGCGGAGCAAAAGAAGAAGGAGGACGAGGCCGGUCCCUCGACGGUGAUCCCCAUCGAGUCCUCUUCCGAGGAGGACUGGGCAGACUUCUCGGAGGAGGAGGAGGAGGAGGAGGAGGAGGAGGAGGAGGAGGAGGGGUGCGACGACGUGGAGAAGGACGAGUUCUGGGAGCAGUUCCGCAACUCCGACGAUGAGGAGUAG
Molecule: messenger RNA, 585 nt
Organism: Triticum dicoccoides
Lineage: Eukaryota; Viridiplantae; Streptophyta; Magnoliopsida; Poales; Poaceae
Product: dehydration-responsive element-binding protein 2A-like
Exons: 1
Coding region: 1-585 (194 amino acids)
Biological process (GO): regulation of DNA-templated transcription
Molecular function (GO): DNA-binding transcription factor activity; DNA binding
Source: RefSeq, a predicted model, not a curated record